Molecule: messenger RNA, 1788 nt
Organism: Zygosaccharomyces rouxii
Lineage: Eukaryota; Fungi; Ascomycota; Saccharomycetes; Saccharomycetales; Saccharomycetaceae
Gene: UTP5
Product: Utp5p
Exons: 1
Coding region: 1-1788 (595 amino acids)
Biological process (GO): maturation of SSU-rRNA from tricistronic rRNA transcript (SSU-rRNA, 5.8S rRNA, LSU-rRNA)
Cellular component (GO): nucleolus
Molecular function (GO): protein binding
Source: RefSeq, a predicted model, not a curated record
AUGUAUUCUUCGCCUGUGCAGCUAUCACAGUUUGAUCCGCAAGGUUUGAAAAUAUGCUACGUGACUGUAGAAUUGGAUAGACAGAGAGUCACAGUAGUUGAUACAAAUGGACAAAAUGAGCAGAGUAUGCUGUUGGAUAAAUCCUCAUUACAAGUCGAUUGUGUCGAAUGGGCUCAAAUUGGUGAUGUCUCAUGUGUCUUGCUAGGUUUGAACGAGGGUGAAGUGUGGGUAUAUGCACCUGCUGCCAAUAGAAUAAUGGGAAAGAUGAUCACUGGUGAUUCUUUUCAAAUAAAAGAUUUGGCAAUCACAGGAGACUCUCACUGCUGGGCUGUCGAUAGUCAAGAUACUUUUUACAAGUUUGAAAUGGUUGAUUUUAGCCUGAGGGAAAAAUUCAAAGUGGAAAAUUGUGAACAGAUUAACAAAUUAUGUCUAUUGGACUCUGAAAAUUUACUAGUUGCAUCUCAUUCGGUUUCUAUGGUCCAUUUGCCAUCUAAGAGUGUUACCAGGACAUUUCCUGGACACGUUACACCCAUUACACAUUUACGAUUGGUUUCACAAGGGUUUUUCAUUACGGGUGCUCUUAAUGAUAGAUUUUUAAACGUUUACGACAUUGAAACUACAAUUACUAAAAGUGUUCUAGUGCUACAGUCUAAUUUAUCCCAAGUUUCCUUACAAGACGAUUCGUGUGUAGUGGCGACUACCGAGGAAGGUGAAGUAGAAGUUUUUGAAGAUCCUCUUGUGCCUGUGAAAGGUAACAAGAGAAGGGCAAACAGAUCUAAACAGUGCAAUAAACGUAUUUAUACCAACAGUGCUAGCAAUGGUGGUACCGCUUUCUACAAUGCACACCUCGCAGGAGAAAUAGUUCAGUUGUCAUGGUUUGAAAACGUUACAGUCCCAAGAUUUGCAUCCCUACAAUGGCGCCAAUUGCCAGCUGAUUACGAGUUUGAAAUCAAAAGUUUACAGAAAUCAUUGAAGAGUGCAACCAGUAAUGGAUUGCAUACUGCAGAACCUGCGGCCCCCACUUCAUACAAGGAAGGUAAUGCUAGCGUUACUUCUGGUGAUAAUUUUAGACAUGUUUCAGAUGCAAUUAGAGAUUGGGAGAAUGAAAUGGCAGAACUAGAACGUCUUAACGUACAACCACAUGCAGAGUCCUUGGCGGAUAGACUAGGCCAAAGAGCAAUCACUCAAGGUAAGCGCAAGGCUUGGACCACCCCUGGUACAGUUACGGUUUUACUAUCGCAAGCAUUACAGUCCAAUGAUCAUUCAUUGCUAGAAACCGCACUAAACAACAAGGAUGAAAGAAUGAUUAGAGAUACAGUCAGCAGAUUACGUCCACCACUGGCGGUCCUUCUGCUAGAGAGAUUGGCCGAUCGUAUCGCCAGACAAUCUCAUCGUCAACAACAACUAAACAUUUGGGUUAAAUGGACACUGGUCAUUCAUGGUGGGUACCUAGUUUCCAUCCCCAACUUAAUGUCCUCGUUGUCCUCUCUACACUCAACUUUAAAGAGACGCUCAAAUCUUCUCCCCAGGCUAUUGGUACUCGAGACAAGAAUCGAAUCAACCUUAAACACGCUGCAUCAAGAAGAUGAAAACUUGGAGCCGCUAGGUGACUCUGAUGAAGAUGAACAAGACGUAGAGUACAACGAAGAGAGAGAAGACGCUCUUAUGGAAGAUGGUGAAGCAGAUGAAGAUGAAAGCGAGGAUGAAGAAGAAGAUGAAGAGGAGUAUGAGCAAGAUGAAGAGGAGCUUCCGGAUGGGAUAUCGCAAGAGUCCAUACAAGUAGAGUAG